CGCACAAACGAAAAAGCGCACGAUAGGAAGGAUCUUACCCUAUGAGGUGUACACUUUUUGGCGGGAAUCUGCUGCUUACAUUGGCGCCAAAAGCAACGGCUUAAUACGACGUAAGGUAGUAACAGUAUUUCCAGUCGAUUAGGUUAGUUUUGGGGUUUGAAUCGGCCAUAAGAAGUAGAAGAAGAACAUCGUCAGCCAGUCGGCGGAAUGGAUUCAUACGGCGGUGGGUACUUGGUUGACGAGAAAGCAGUUCGAGUAGAGAACAUAUUUUUGGAGUUUCUCAAGGGCUUUAGGGUAGAUGGUAACACUCGAGAGCCGUACUACGAAUCGGAGAUUGAAGCCAUGAGACCAAACGAGUCAAACACCAUGUUCAUUGACUUCUCUCACGUCAUGCGCUUCAACGACGUCCUCCAGAAGGCCAUUUCCGACGAAUACCUCAGGUUGGAGCCUUAUUUGAAGAAUGCUUGCAAGAGAUUUGUGAUGGAGCAGAAGCCCACAUUCAUAACCGAUGAUAAUCCUAACAAGGACAUCAAUGUCGCCUUCUAUAACCUCCCCUUGUUAAAGAGAUUGAGGGAAUUGACAACAGCUGAAAUUGGGAAAUUGGUAUCAGUGACUGGAGUUGUGACCAGAACAAGUGAGGUUCGGCCUGAGCUUCUUCAAGGCACUUUCAAAUGCUUGGAUUGCGGAGCUGUUAUUGGCAACGUUGAACAGCAAUUCAAGUACACUGAGCCCAUAAUCUGCAUAAAUGCAACAUGUCAAAACAGAAACAAAUGGGCAUUGCUUAGACAAGAGAGCAAGUUUGCAGAUUGGCAGAGGGUUCGCAUGCAGGAAACCUCAAAAGAAAUACCUGCAGGUUCCCUUCCAAGGUCACUCGAUGUCAUUCUACGCCACGACAUUGUCGAACAAGCUAGGGCCGGUGACACGGUGAUUUUUACAGGUACUGUGGUUGUGAUACCAGACAUCCUGGCAUUGGCCUCUCCAGGGGAGAGAGCUGAAUGUCGUCGAGAAGCUUCCCAGCGCAAGAAUGCUACUGCUGGACAAGUAGGUGUGAAGGGGCUUCGUGCUUUAGGAGUGAGAGACCUGUCCUACCGCCUUGCCUUUAUCGCCAAUUCCGUGCAGAUCUGUGAUGGCAGAAGGGAUUCUGAUAUCAGAAAUAGAAGGAGAGACGCCGAUGAUGAUGAAAAUCAGCAAUUCACGAGAGAAGAGCAAGUUGAAUUCGAGCGGAUGAAAAACACCCCCGACUUCUUCAAUAAGCUUGUUGAUAGCAUUGCCCCAACUGUAUUUGGUCAUCAAGAUAUUAAGCGAGCAAUUCUGCUUAUGCUUUUGGGAGGCGUUCACAAGUUUACGCAUGAAGGCAUCAAUUUGAGAGGGGACAUCAAUGUCUGUAUUGUUGGCGAUCCCAGCUGUGCGAAGUCUCAAUUCCUCAAGUACACUUCAGGUCUAGUUCCAAGAUCUGUCUACACAUCUGGUAAGUCGUCGUCUGCGGCUGGGUUGACUGCGACAGUAGCCAAAGAACCAGAAACUGGGGAGUUCUGUAUUGAGGCUGGUGCACUUAUGCUUGCUGACAAUGGCAUCUGUUGCAUUGAUGAAUUUGAUAAAAUGGACAUCAGAGACCAGGUUGCAAUACAUGAAGCGAUGGAACAGCAGACAAUAAGCAUAACUAAAGCAGGAAUACAAGCAACAUUAAAUGCUCGAACAUCAAUUUUAGCUGCAGCCAAUCCUACUGGAGGGCGCUAUGACAAAACUAAACCUCUAAAGUAUAAUGUGGCUCUUCCUCCUGCUAUUCUCUCGAGGUUUGAUCUGGUAUAUGUUAUGAUCGAUGACCCAGACGAUCAAACAGAUUACCACAUCGCUCACCACAUUGUGAGGGUUCAUCAAAAGCGUGAAGAUGCACUUGCUCCUCCAUUCACUACAGCACAACUGAAGCGUUACAUUGCAUAUGGAAAGACUCUGAAACCCAAGCUAACUGCAGAAGCCAGACAAUUGUUGGUGGACUCUUACGUUGCUCUUCGUAGAGGUGAUACAGCUCCAGGAAGUAGAGUUGCUUAUCGCAUGACAGUUAGGCAGCUGGAGGCGUUAAUAAGGCUAUCAGAGGCUAUUGCUCGAAGUUAUAUGGAAGUUCAGGUAUACGCCCGCCAUGUACGUCUUGCUGUGAGACUUUUAAAAACUUCAAUUAUCAGUGUGGAGUCAAGUGAGAUUGAUCUGUCUGAAUUUCAAGAAGAGAAUCAUGAUGAUGGUGAUGGUGGAGAAGAUGUUAUUGGCCCUGAUGUAGAUCAGUCUAGAUGUGCUGCUGUUGAGUCAGCUUCUGAGAAUGCAGAAUGCCGUCUUGCAGAAAGUGGUGCAGGGCCUGCAAACCGGCAGGGGAAGAAACUUGUCAUAACCGAUGAAUAUUUUCAGCGGGUUACACAUGCCAUUGUCAUGCAUCUUAGGCAGCAUGAAGAAACUGUAGUGCGUGAAGGGACUGGGUUAGCUGGAAUGCUUCAGAGGGAUUUGAUACAAUGGUAUGUGGAUCAGCAGAAUGAGAAAAACAAAUACAGUUCCAUGAAGGAGGCAGCAGCUGAAGUUUCUAAAGUUAAAGCUAUUAUAGAGAGUUUGAUACGAAGGGAAGGUCAUUUGAUAGUCUUGGAUGAUGGGAGGCAAUCGGUGGAAGAUGGUGAAAAUGCUAGGCAGGCUUCAUCAAUAUCUAGAAAUGACAGGAUUUUAGCUGUGGCACCUAAUUAUGUGAUAGAUUGAUUUCAGGCGCUUCAACUGCUGAAAACCACAACCAUCAUCUUUGGCUCAUAGGCUUACAAUCAGUUCAUUUGCUUUGUGCCUUGGUAUCGUGGUAGAUGUUUUUGAACUAGCUAGUGGCCUAUCUUUCACGGUGUAAACUUUGAGGACAUGAAGAGGUGAAGUUUGAGCUCACUUCGGCAGUGUGUAAAGAGUGAAGCUGCAUUAUUCAUUGGCUGCUUGCUUGUAUUAUCACGGUUGUAACUUGUAAUUAAUGGCAGUGUGAUAGGAAUCGGAUUAUAUUUUGUUAUAGUAGGACAUAUGUCAAGAUUAUAAGUUACUUGUUAUUUUGUUUUUCAAUGGU
Molecule: messenger RNA, 3073 nt
Organism: Ilex paraguariensis (yerba mate)
Lineage: Eukaryota; Viridiplantae; Streptophyta; Magnoliopsida; Aquifoliales; Aquifoliaceae
Source: the annotation of a GenBank genome assembly